Messenger RNA from Pyricularia oryzae 70-15, 2656 nucleotides. RefSeq lists its product as uncharacterized. Bases 322 to 2517 code for a protein of 731 amino acids. Gene Ontology annotation, biological process: regulation of DNA-templated transcription. Gene Ontology annotation, molecular function: transcription cis-regulatory region binding; DNA-binding transcription factor activity, RNA polymerase II-specific; zinc ion binding. The transcript is spliced from 3 exons. Gene Ontology annotation, cellular component: nucleus. Lineage: Eukaryota; Fungi; Ascomycota; Sordariomycetes; Magnaporthales; Pyriculariaceae. The record is from RefSeq and is a predicted model, not a curated record.
GGCUUUUUAUCCAUUUCAACAGAGCCGAACCCCUCGAUCCCCAGGUAUGGAGACUUUUUGUGCCAAGAACAAGAACCCAGCAUUUAGAAAAGCCCAUCAUGGGCAAGUCGUUGCAUUCCGUCGUUACCUGGUAAUAGUUGAGGAUCCGAUCCGAUCCGAUCUGAUUUGCUCAUUCUUAUUUUCUACUACAAACAACUUGCAGGAGGGUAUGGGGGACAUUAGAGACAAAAGGCAAAAAAGAAAAGAGGUAACGAGUAAAACAAUCAGAACAAAAGAAGAGGAGAGAAGGGAAGAAGGACAAAAAACAAUCCUUCAAGGAUCAUGAGCGACACAAUCGGCCAGUACCAACAACCAUCAACGGCCUCCGCUGGAACCGGAGUCGGAACCGGAGUUGGAAUUGGCAGCGCAAACACGAACAAGAACAAAGGUCCCCGAGCGUGUACAACAUGUGCCCGCGCCAAAUCACGCUGCAUCCCCGGGCCCACUCCCGACAUAUGUGAAAGGUGUCAUCGCCUGAAGAAACCAUGCGCCUCUCAGACCCCGGCUCCUCCUCGGAAGAGGAAGGAGACGAGGUCCAAUAGGGUUGCCGACCUGGAGCGGCGACUGGAGGAGCUCAAGACAAGACUCCAGCCCGUCGUUGAAGCCCAACAGCAGCAGCAGCAACAGGGUCAACAUCAAGAACAACAGCAGCAGCCGAAUGGACGGCAACAGUCAUCCCCGCCCCGCUCGGUUCAAAGUCCACAGAGUGACAUGCGACGACCGUCAGCAGGUGGGCUCGUCGGCCAAAUUGAUAUGGGCCACAUCUUUCCCACUGUUUCCGAUCCUCUCCAGACACCAUCGUUCACGACAUCAUCGACCUUUGGACCAAGGCCAGGAGCUGAGCAUCAGAGUGGUUCUGCUUCGACAGCGUCAGGGAAUGAUGACACUAAUUCUGAGAAUGGGGCCUACUCGGGGGUCCCGAGAGUUUCGAGCGAGCUUGACUGGCCGGAUGGGCAACGGGCAGCCGCUCUGAUUCAACAGUACCGCUCUCAACUCGCAGAACUUUUCCCCUUUGUCGUGAUCCCAGCCGACCUCAGCUACAAGAAGAGGCCCUUUCUGUGGAAGGCAGUCAUUAUGGCUGCCUCGUUUACCGACGGUCUGGAGCAAAACGUAUACGGAUCUCGACUUCUCAGCGACAUUUCUAUCACGGCAUUUAUCCACCCCGAAAGGUCGCUUGAUCUCCUUCAGGGCCUGCAACUCUUACUGUCGUGGUUCAACUUCAACAUGAACAGCUUUCAGAUAACGAACCUCAUCUUUUUGGCCCGGUCAAUAUGCGUUUCUCUGGGCACUGGGGAGGGGCCUUCAAUGUCGCCUCUGCAGACUCUGUCUGGUUUGACGAGCGACCCCCUUGCACCCGAGUCCUUGGAAAAAAUGCGAGCGUUUGCAGGAACAUACUACUUAGUCACGAGUGCAUUCACCACCAAUAAAAAGCCCGACGAACUGAUGAACACCUCUUACCUCGACUUUUGCUGCCGAACUCUCGAGACGAGGAUGGAGUAUCCGACGGACGAAAUCGUUGUUCAUCUAGUCAAGGUCCAACAACUGGCACAGUCAAUCUCCUUAUCCCUGGCACUACGCAACGACAGCAACUUCUCAAGAUCUAUUGAAUACCAAUUGCCGCCGCUAGAUGAUGUCGUCAGAAACUUCCAGCAGCAGCUGCAAGUAUUCGAGCAGAUGCUGCCCGAAUACGUCAAAACUCAGCAGCUCUUUAUGGGCCACUUCCGCGUUGCCCAAAUACUACUGUUCGAGGUUGGUCUCAACGAAAAGGCAGCCUCGGAGCUCGUGCAAGUCAGUCGCACGGAACUCCUCUGGUGCUGCCUUACCGCCUGUCGUGAGUUUAUGGCAUUGCGAUUUGCACAUCAAGACAUGGAAGAAGUCCAGGUGGAGGGCGAACCACCAUCAGACUGCAAACCGCGCAUGACGAGUCUUGCGGCCGCCGACUUUGUCUAUACCUUUAUGAUCAUCAUCAAACUCUUGAUGCUUCAGGCUCCCGGCUGGGAUCUGGACGCCGCACGAUCCGAGAUAGACUUGGACGGGAUCAUUGACAGGCAGAUCAGGCAGAUAGAUGCCAUCAUCGCAUUCCGUCGUCGCACUGGGAACGGCGUUCCGUUGACGUCUUCAGUGACACGCUACUGCCGCCAGCCCCAACAACCGCUAACGUCGAGCAUCGAAGCAUCGUCCGCUUCGAUACCACCAAAGGAAGACCCCUUCGAGAUGCUCCGAUACCGGCUCAAAGAGUUGAGGGAAAUACUGGCUCGCGAGGCCCCUGGGAUAUUCCCACAGAGGACUGUGAGCUCGACCUCUCCGGAAAACCUGGCUGUUCUGUUGGGUUUCGGGAACGACAUGACCAUGCCAGACACCAUCAUGACGGACAUGAACAUGGAGUCUUGGGCCUAUCUGCUCACCGCCGACGAUGGAUGGGACGCCUCAAAUAUUAUACCGUAUUGGAACACGAUGGACAAUAGGGGGCUGAGAUGAUGGAUGAAAUGCAAAACUUUCGAAUUAAGAAGGGGAAUUGUAUAUGAGUAAUUCUGUCUCUGGACGUGGCGGCUGUAAUUCAAUAUUUAUAGCACUUGUAAUCUAUGGAUGUAUGGCGUAAUACGGCCAAGCGAACAGU